CCCAGGCCUAAUGGUCACAGCAGGCCUGAUCCAUUAUGUGCUCAACCUGCUGCACAUCACCGUCCACAUACGGGACGUCUGCGUGUUCCUGGCCCCGGUGUUCAGCGGCCUGACCUCCAUCUCCACCUUUCUGCUCACGAGGGAGCUGUGGAACCAGGGGGCAGGACUGCUGGCAGCCUGCUUCAUCGCCAUCGUUCCUGGCUACAUUUCCCGCUCCGUGGCUGGAUCCUUUGACAAUGAAGGGAUCGCAAUCUUCGCCCUGCAGUUCACCUACUACCUCUGGGUGAAGUCUGUGAAGACUGGAUCAGUUUUUUGGACCAUCGGAUGCUGCCUCUCCUACUUCUAUAUGGUUUCUGCUUGGGGUGGUUAUGUGUUCAUAAUCAACUUGAUUCCUCUUCAUGUGUUCGUCCUGCUGCUCAUGCAGCGCUUCAGUCGGAGAGUCUACAUAGCCUACAGCACUUUCUACAUCAUCGGCCUCAUCCUGUCCAUGCAGAUCCCAUUUGUGGGCUUUCAGCCAAUCAGGACCAGUGAACACAUGGCUGCAGCAGGUGUGUUUGUGCUGCUACAGGUCUACGCCUUCCUGCAGUACCUAAAGGACAGACUGACCAGGCAGGAGUUCCAGACUCUCUUCUUCUUGGGAGUCUCUCUGGCUGCUGGAGUUGUUUUUCUCUCUGUCAUCUAUCUGACAUACACAGGUUACAUUGCUCCAUGGAGUGGGCGUUUCUACUCACUCUGGGAUACCGGCUAUGCUAAGAUCCACAUUCCAAUCAUCGCUUCGGUAUCAGAGCACCAGCCCACCACCUGGGUGUCCUUCUUCUUUGAUCUUCACAUCCUCGUCUGCACCUUCCCAGCAGGCCUCUGGUUCUGCAUAAAGAACAUCAAUGAUGAACGUGUCUUUGGAUUAUACAGCCGAACAUGUCCUGAUGGAGUUUCAGUAACCUUUACCUCGGCUUCUCCCCGGCAGGCGGGGAAGGUACGCAAACACGUGUCGGAGCAAGAGAAGGCGGAGGAGGGCCUCGGCCCCAACAUCAAGUCCAUAGUCACCAUGCUGAUGCUGAUGCUGCUCAUGAUGUUUGCCGUCCACUGCACCUGGGUCACCAGCAACGCCUACUCCAGCCCCAGUGUGGUGCUGGCAUCGUACAACCACGAUGGCUCCCGUAACAUCCUGGACGAUUUCAGGGAGGCCUACUAUUGGCUGAGGCAGAACACGGACGAGCACGCCAGAGUGAUGUCGUGGUGGGACUACGGCUACCAGAUAGCAGGCAUGGCCAACAGGACCACGCUGGUUGACAACAACACAUGGAACAACAGUCAUAUAGCACUGGUGGGCAAAGCCAUGUCGUCCAAUGAGACCGCAGCCUAUGAAAUCAUGAGGUCGCUGGAUGUCGACUAUGUCCUGAUCAUCUUCGGAGGGGUGAUUGGCUACUCAGGUGAUGACAUCAACAAGUUCCUGUGGAUGGUGCGCAUCGCAGAGGGGGAGCACCCCAGGGACAUCAGGGAAAGUGAUUACUUUACCCCCCAAGGAGAGUUCAGAGUGGACAAAGCAGGCUCCCCCACCCUGCUCAACUGCCUUAUGUACAAAAUGUCUUACUACCGCUUUGGAGAGAUGCAGUUGGACUUCAGGACGCCCCCGGGCUUCGACCGGACACGCAACGCCGAGAUCGGCAACAAGGACAUCAAGCUGAAGCACCUGGAGGAGGCGUUCACUUCAGAGCACUGGCUGGUCAGGAUUUAUAAGGUCAAGAAGCUGGAGAACAGAGACCGGGUGGAGCACAAGCUGCGCAGCACUGACACCAACAGGCAGAAGUACACCUCUAAAAAGACGGCCAAGAGGAAGCGGGGAUACGUCAAGAACAAGCUGUCCCUGAAGAAGGGCAAGAAACUCACCAAGAAAUCUUUAUAGACGGUCCACCACCUACAGAGGCAGACUGUGGACAGGAGGGAGGAAAACGAAUCUGACACACACAGCUCAACAAUAUCAAGCAGUAAAAAAAAAGAAGAAAAAAAAGAAAGAAAAGGAGAAAAAAAUCCACCAAUCGAGAUUGAAUAAGGAACAGCAGAGGUUCUCUGCCCCGCCCCCGCCAUCAUCUUGAGCAUCCUCA
This is a messenger RNA of Neolamprologus brichardi, 2102 nucleotides long. The record is from RefSeq and is a predicted model, not a curated record. Lineage: Eukaryota; Metazoa; Chordata; Actinopteri; Cichliformes; Cichlidae.